CGGAACUUAAAUACCAGACCCAGUUCAUAUGACAUCACCAUCUUCAAAAAUGGGAGCAGCUUCUACAGUUCUACCUGCUCCUGAAUUAAGGGAAAAGUUUCAAGGACAAAUUUUGUUCCUGAGCAGCUUCUUUCCCACGUGGCGGUUUAAAAGGCUUAUUAUCAAGCAAAGUAUUGCAAAGCUGGACAUUGAAAGUCAGAAGCUUCUACACAAUGAUAUGAGACCAGUGGAAGUUGCUCUUCUUGUCAUGCUUCACCAAAAACACUCAGAUGAAAUAACAUUAUAUUCAGCACAAAAAGGAUGGAAAUGGGAUGAAAAUUCACUCCUUUCUGAGUAUAAAAAACGACUAAACGAAUUAAAUCGUGAAGAUGAACAUAAGGAUUCUGCAGAAAAUUUCAUACAAAAAGCGAAAGAAGAAAUUGCUAAUUUGGAUGGAAUAUUUGACAAUUCGUCGUCUGAUGAGGAAAGUCAAGCAGUUUUAAACAAUUACUAUGCAAAGCAAGCAGAAACGGUUUCCAGACUGAACAUCGAAAGGGCACGGGAAUUAAAAGCCCAGCUUGAGAAUUCUUCAGACUUCGUAGAUGAUAUCAGCAUAAGAGGAAAGUAUCAACAAAAAUUGAAAGAAAUAAACGACAAUUACCAGGAAAGCAUGCUGAAAUACUUUAAAAAUCAGAAGCAAAAAAUGUCAGAAGUUUUGGAUGAUUAUCAUUCAGAACAACUGAAAAUUCUAGCUGCGAUGGACAAAGAAUUAACCAUAGAAGUUAAACGUCGAAAUUGCCCAACAUCCGCAAUCCUUUUGGAAAAAGUGAGGACGAAAGGCGAUCCGGUUUUGGAUGACAAAAAGAGCUCAGCAAUUGAUGGAAUUAUUAAUAUGGAUAAAAGUAAACUUAGCCAAGAAGAAUUGAAAAACCUAUUUUCUGAGCAAAUUGCGCAAGAAAAUAUAUUACAGGUCGGUGUACCGUUGCCUCAUAGACCGAAACAAGACCAACCAGGGAAUAACCCUCUUAAAAACACCGUGGCCAGACAUUAUCAAAACCAAGUUGUUUCACCGAAUUCAUUGAUUAGACACUGUGAUGAUAUCAACCCAAAAUUUGAAGAGGCAAAGACAGAACCACAAGAAUAGGAUUCCUUGAUAAUGAUAAAGUUAUCUUAUUUUUUUUAUUUUGGAUAAAGAACAUGUAUUAGUACAAGUUUUAAUAUUGUUAAUAUUCAAAAUUAAAAUGCCUGAAUGCAUUCUGUUCAACGUUUGUCUUGAUUUAUAAUAAACUUUGAGCAUUUGAUGCCAAAAUGUUAUUUUUGCGACUCAUUUUUCUUUCAUUCAAAUUUGUGGCAUUGUGGCAUUUGCAGAUUUUUUUUAUUUGUAGAUCUCUUAUUUGGUUACAUUGAUGGGGUGGAAGCAAUGUGCUCAUUUCAAUUAAAUGUUCCUUUUUUGAUUAGUUGUUCCAAUCUGUGUAAAAUUUGUUGGAAAUAUAAAAAAUUCUGAUAAAAGCAAUUUUAAAUAUCUAUGAAAUAUUCUGAAAAAAUAAACAAGUUUCUCGUUAUUACACAUUGAAGCAAUUGAUAAUUGUUUAUGUGAAAUGUAAUUUUUGUCUUUUCAUCUACAUAAUCCAUAUAUAAUAUACACAUGUAUUAAUUUAACUGUACGUCUGUUGUAUUUUGAACUGCUAUUUGAAAUAAUCUCUUAAAGCAAACACUAGUGGAUUUUUUUUUUUUUCGGAAACUAGUUUCGUUUUUCAGUUUUAUUUUGUUUGUUUUUUGCUGUUUUUGCUUCGUGAAAUUAAUCACCAAAAUGUUACAAUUAUAUAACCCCAACAAAAAACACCGGAUAUCUCUACACUAUUUACAUGUAUGCAUUCUUAUAUACUGUAAAACCGACCGAAAUCGUGUAUAUGUGUUACUGGUUAAAAAAAAUAAGAAUGCUUUAUUCAUGUAGAAUUUUGUCGUACGACGAACAUAUAUGCUUAUGUCACAGUGCAAAAUUGACUGUUUUAUAACUAACUUUAUUUCGGAUUUUCAAAAUUCGACAUUUAUUUUGUCAUAAAGUAUAAACAUUUGAUGUUUAAAAAUUUAAUAAACGAUUAAAUAUUGCAGACUCUAUAUAUUUUACUGCAAUUCAGACAUGGGUGUCUUAAAAAUUAUCCUUAUCUCUCAAUAAAAAAAAUAACUUUGCGCAAGUAUAUGUAUCUUAUGUUCUGGUCAUCUAA
Magallana angulata is the source of this 2204-nucleotide messenger RNA. RefSeq lists its product as uncharacterized. Bases 29 to 1123 code for a protein of 364 amino acids. Lineage: Eukaryota; Metazoa; Mollusca; Bivalvia; Ostreida; Ostreidae. The transcript has 10 exons. The record is from RefSeq and is a predicted model, not a curated record.